This is a messenger RNA of Dissoconium aciculare CBS 342.82, 1290 nucleotides long. RefSeq names its product WD40 repeat-like protein. Gene Ontology annotation, molecular function: protein binding. The record is from RefSeq and is a predicted model, not a curated record. Lineage: Eukaryota; Fungi; Ascomycota; Dothideomycetes; Mycosphaerellales; Dissoconiaceae. The annotation marks the transcript as partial. The transcript has a single exon.
GUUCAGAUAGUCACAGGCUCAUACGAGCGGGUCCUCCAUGGUAUCGCUGCUACCAUUCCAAGGGCCAAAUUAGACACUCCUUCAACAAGCGACUCGAGCGAAUCGGAUGUGGCCUUCUCGGACAAUUUCCUUUUUGCCGCACAUUCUUCCGCAAUUCGUUGUUUGGCCAUCUCACCUGCCACCGAGGAGGCCGACAAGCGCAUCCUGGCAACCGGCAGCUCGGACGAACGCAUAAACGUCUACAGUCUUUCGACCGCUCCUUUAUCGGCGGCGGACCAGCGUAGCGGACCUCGCUUGCCUGUGCUAUCUGGCGCAACAUCAAGCACCGCAGAAAACCCGCGUAAUCGCAGUCUCGGCUCCUUGAACCAUCACGACCGCGCCAUCACCAGCCUCGCAUUCCCAACAAAGUCGAAACUAUUCAGCAGUGCUGAAGAUGCCACGAUUGCAAUCUCUCGCACCCGCGAUUGGACUAUGCUCUCCUCUAUCAAGGCACCCAUUCCCAAGCCCCAGGGUCGCCCCUCUGGCGAUACUGCGGGACCCGGUGAGAUUCCUGCGGGUGUCAACGCGUUCGCAAUCCACCCCAGCCAGAAGCUCAUGCUGAGCGUCGGCCGCGGUGAGAAGUGUAUGCGAUUGUGGAACUUAAUGACGGGCAAGAAAGCAGGCGUACUCAACUUUGACCGGGAGCUACUAAUGCAGGUUGGAGAAGGGAAGUAUAGCAGUGGAGAGGGACGACGAUUGCUGUGGGACGAUGCAGGCGAGCAUUUCAUCGUCGGGUUUGAAAAGGGUGCCGUGGUCUUCGGCAUUGACUCCAAACCUAAGGCGGUGAUCCGGCCGGAGCCGCGAACGAAAAUUCAUCAGAUGCGCUUGGUGCCAUCAGCUUCCGUGGACGCAAGCCGGAACCUUGUCGCUAUUUCAGCGGAAGACGGGCGAGUGCUAUUUUAUGACAUCUCCGCAUUACCGGACACCCCCGAGGACGCGGCCAAACUACCUCAAAUACCGUGCCGUGGUGCACUGGGAGGUCCGGGUGCAGGCAUUGCUGGUCGGGUGAAAGACUUCGAGAUGCUGGCCAUUCCGGGCGAGACUCCAUCAUUGCUCGUCAUCACAGCAAGUAGCGAUGGCGCCCUUCGUUUGUGGAGCAUUUCAGACAAGGAUAUGACAGAAAGCAACGGAAAUGGCGAAGAAACACAACAACUCGGUAUGUUGAUCGCGACACUCGAGACUGGCGAAAGAAUCACGUGCCUGGGAGCAUUUGUCCUGGAUGGCAAGGGCACCGAGGACGAUGAUGACGAA